AUGGCGGUAGUCACCACCCGCGUCAGGUUCCUGGCAAUAGCCAUGGUCUUUCACCUGGUAUACAUUUAUUCCAUUUUCGAUAUUUACUUCGUCAGCCCCAUUGUCACGGGAAUGCCGCUUGUCCCCAUAGAGCGUUCCCCAGAAACGAGAGCCCCCGCAGAUCGUCUUGUUCUCUUUGUUGGCGACGGACUGCGUGCUGACAAGGCCUUCCAAGCCUUCCCAGAGCCCUACCCCAAGGCUGAAGACGACCUGGCGCCACGCCAUCUUGCGCCUUUCUUGCGCUCGCGGGUGCUCGACCAUGGCACCUUUGGUGUGUCUUGGACGAGAGUCCCUACGGAGUCGAGACCCGGGCACGUUGCGCUCAUCGCCGGCUUGUACGAGGAUGUGUCGGCCGUUGCCACGGGUUGGAAGAUGAAUCCCGUCAAUUUCGAUAGCGUUUUCAACCGCAGCAGACAUACGUGGAGCUGGGGCAGCCCUGACAUUCUCCCUAUGUUCGACCAUGGUGCGACACCUGGGCGCAUCGACGCUUACUGUUACGCUGCCGACUUUGAAGACUUUACACAGGAUUCUACCCACCUUGAUCUAUGGGUCUUUGACCAUGUGAAGGAUCUGUUUGCUGCAGCGGCUACAAAUAAGACUCUGAACGAAGCCUUGAGACAGGACAAGGUGGUUUUCUUCCUGCACCUACUUGGGAUCGAUACUGCCGGACACUUCUAUCGCCCUUACUCAAAGGAGUACCUCAACAACAUCAAGCUAGUUGACCAGGGCGUCAAGGAGAUCACUGAAUUAAUGAAUGAGUUCUAUGCGGACGAUAGGACAGCUUUCGUCUUUACGGCUGAUCAUGGCAUGAGCGACUGGGGAAGUCAUGGAGACGGGCACCCUGACAAUACAAGAACCCCCCUCAUUGCCUGGGGAUCCGGGGUCGCAAAGCCUGUGAUCCAUCCGGCGGAUUCCGUUGCCCCUGGUCACGAUGGGUACUCAUCCGACUGGAAUCUCGACAACGUCAGAAGGCACGACGUUGCACAGGCGGACGUGGCAGCAUUGAUGGCCUAUUUGAUAGGAGUGGAAUUCCCGGUCAAUUCUGUUGGAGAACUGCCUCUUUCCUACCUCGAUGCAAGGCCUGAGGAGAAGGCAGAGGCUUUACUCGCCAACGCAAAGGAAAUCCUUGAGAUGUACGGUGUUAAAGAGCGCAUCAAGAAGACAAACCAACUGCGUUACGUCCCGUAUAAGCCUCUGAGCUCAGAGCACCGUACACCCGAACAGAGAGUUCAGGCGAUUCGGAACCUAAUCGAUCGAGGAAGCUUUGAAGAAGCUAUUGAAGAGACGGCUACCCUGAUCAAGACUGCUCUCGAGGGUUUGAGGUACCUCCAGACCUACGACUGGCUUUUCCUGCGGGCGCUCAUCACGAUUGGAUAUAUUGGUUGGACAGCAUUUGCACUGACUACAGUGGUUGAUCUUCAUGUUCUUCAGGGUACCACCCAGCCACAGCGGUCAACCGGCGGCACGAUAGUAUUCUCCUCUAUCCUAGCUGCUUUGUUUGCCUCGUUUAUGGCAUCUCGCUCACCCUUGACGUACUACGCAUAUGCUUUUUUCCCUGUGUUUUUCUGGGAAGAAGUAUAUGCGCGAAGGGAAAGCUUAAGCAGAGGAUGGAAAGCUCUCUUUGGACACAUUACGUCCCGAAAAGAUCUGCUAACUCUAGUUCUAGGGGCUGUGGUAUACCUAGGAAUUGUCGAAUCUUUGGCGGUUGGAUACAUACAUCGAGAAGUCCUCACGGUACUCUUCUGGAUUGGCGGGUUCUACCCAUUAGCCUAUGGCUUUUCUUUCCUGCAAAAGCAUCCCGUUCUGACAACCACCUGGUUCGUCUCGUGUGCGGUAAUGGGCAGCUUCACACUUCUCCCGGCAAAUAAGGUUGAGAACAUCACAUUGAUUGUAUGUGGUGGACUGUUUAUGGUAGCUGUUGGAGCCGGAUAUCUGCUUUUUGAACGUACAAUAGUCGCCAACCUCCUGGGAGUCAAUUCCAAGCCGUCUUUAGAGAAUUACAUGUCCAGAUUCCUGAUCGGCGUUCAGACGGUUCUCGUCAUGCUUUCAAUAAUCAUUACGCGCUCCAGCGCGCUUUCUCUACAGGCGAAGGAAGGGUUGCCUCGUACGCUACAAGUGGCAGGGUGGCUGGUGUUAAUCGUUUCCCUGCUGUUGCCACUCGCACAUCAACUGCAGCCCAACAGCCACUACGCCCACCGAUUGAUGGUCAUAUUUUUGGCCUUUGCGCCAACUUUUGUGAUCCUCACAAUUUCUUAUGAGGCUCUUUUCUACGUUUUUUAUGCCGUAACACUACUCUCGUGGAUUCAAUUAGAGAGUCGCAUUCAGGCAUUUACAAGCACUCCUACCGACCCCCCAACGAAGGAGGUCCAAAAGACUUACUCUCCUCCAAGUGAAGCCAGCAAGGGGCUGCGGUUCCGCCCUCUGAGGCUAUCUGACGCCCGGCUGGCGCUGUUUUUCUUCGUUCUCUUCCAGUCGGCCUUCUUCAGCACGGGAAACAUUGCGUCCAUCUCAACCUUCAGCUUAGAGAGUGUUUGUCGGCUCCUCCCGGUGUUUGACCCCUUCGCGCAAGGGGCGAUGCUCAUCUUCAAGAUCAUGAUCCCUUUCGUCUUUGUAUCCGCGAGCCUCGGCAUCCUUAACAAGCUCUUGGGCGUGGCACCCUCGGCAUUGUUCAUGUUUGCCGUAGGGAUGAGCGAUAUCCUCACGCUUCACUUCUUCUGGGUUGUGAGGGACGAGGGCUCGUGGCUCGAGAUCGGGUCGACGAUUUGCCACUUUGUCGUAGCUAGCUUGGUGUGUGUAUUCGUUGUCCUGAUGGAAGGAGUGAGCGCGAUGUUUAUCUCUGGCGUGGAGGUUUGA
Colletotrichum truncatum is the source of this 2892-nucleotide messenger RNA. Its product is annotated as gpi-anchor biosynthetic protein. The record is from RefSeq and is a predicted model, not a curated record. Gene Ontology annotation, biological process: GPI anchor biosynthetic process. Gene Ontology annotation, molecular function: mannose-ethanolamine phosphotransferase activity. Gene Ontology annotation, cellular component: endoplasmic reticulum membrane. NCBI's taxonomy places the organism in Eukaryota, Fungi, Ascomycota, Sordariomycetes, Glomerellales, Glomerellaceae.